Molecule: messenger RNA, 4958 nt
Organism: Oryza brachyantha (malo sina)
Lineage: Eukaryota; Viridiplantae; Streptophyta; Magnoliopsida; Poales; Poaceae
Exons: 9
Coding region: 92-4366 (1424 amino acids)
Cellular component (GO): intracellular membrane-bounded organelle
Source: RefSeq, a predicted model, not a curated record
UCUCCUUCCCCCUCCCCCAAAUUCUCCUCUCGCCGGAACCCUAGCGGGGGCGGCGAUCGAUCGAGCGGCGGUCGCAUUGGGCGCGCCGCCGAUGGCGACCCACGCCCCCAAGGGCUACCUCUGCGCGGGGAGCUCGUCGUUCGAUGAUCCCGACGUGGUCGAACUGACACCGGCGGCGGCCGCGGCAUCGGCGGGGGGGUGGAGCUCCGGGGGCCACCAGAAGCGGAAGCGGGGUCAGGUUGUUCCUCAUGAAGUAAUUGAACUUGAUGGCGAUGACGAUCCUGAUGGAGUUGUAAUUAUUAGUGAAAAAUCAUCAGUUGAUAAGAAUAAGCAAGCUGUUGGAUAUCCUAUAGACUGGCUAAAGCAUGCGAAUAGUAGUUUGGCUGGUGAAAUUGCUGGGCCAAGUACCUAUACGCCAAAAAACCCUGAUAUAUUAUUUGGUGGCCUUAAAAUAUUUCAAGAGAACCCAGUUUACAACAGUACUGAUGAAUACACUUAUGAGCCAUUUGAAGAAGAUUAUGCUUAUGAUGAAGAUGAGUACGAUGAUUUUGAUUAUGAUAGCGCAGUUUAUGAAAGUGAAUAUAACUUCAGUUUGGCUGCCAAGUUUGAUGAUCUGGAUAUCCCUCCUGGUGUGGAGGCCUCUUUACCGUGGCUGCGGAGGACUGCAGAGGAGAUGACAAAUAAGACCAAACCUGUGAACAUUUUGGAUGAUAGAGUUGAUGAAAAAUACAAUGCAUUUAAGCAAUUUGAUACUGUUGAUGAUCACAGCGAUCAUUAUUAUUCAAAGCCAGAGUUAAGAAAGGUUCAUGUAGUUAAAAAGCCUUCAAAAGAAUGGGCAAAGCGUAUUCAGCAUGAGUGGAAAGUUCUAGAAAAAGAUUUACCAGAUACUAUAUUCGUGAGGGCCUAUGAGGAUAGAAUGGACCUGCUUAGAGCUAUUAUUAUGGGACCAGCAGGCACUCCCUAUCAUGACGGUCUCUUCUUCUUUGACAUCUACUUUCCUCCUCUUUAUCCAAGUGUGCCUCCACUGGUGAACUAUCGAUCUGGUGGGUUGCGGCUUAAUCCAAACUUGUAUGCUUGUGGGAAGGUGUGCCUUAGCCUCUUGAACACCUGGUCUGGUAGCGGGUGUGAGAUGUGGAAUCCGUCCAAUUCAACAAUGCUACAGGUCCUGGUCUCAAUUCAGGCUUUGGUGUUGAAUGCCAAACCUUAUUUCAAUGAGCCUGGAUAUGCCAAACAUGCUAACACACCUCAUGGGGAGAGGAGUUCAUUAACUUACAAUGAAGAUACUUUCCUGCUAUCCUGCAGGACAAUGUUGUAUUCUCUGCGAAAUCCACCAAAGCAUUUUGAGGAUUUUAUUGCUGGUCAUUUCCGCAAGUAUGGCCACAGCAUCCUGAUAGCUUGCAGAGCCUACCUUGACGGCGCCCAAGUUGGGUGUCUUGUUGGCAAUGGAGUGCAGGAUGUCGAUGAGGGUGACAAGAGCUGCUCAGCGAGGUUUAAGACCGCGCUGAAAAGAUUAUUUGAGGAACUUCUCAUGGAGUUCACUGUCAAGGGAGCAGACUGUGACAAAUUCCUAGCUGAGAAGGCGAAGAAAUCCACGGCUUCUAGAGCUCCAGCAGACACUACACUGAGGCUAUCAGAAGUGGAGAUCAAGUGGAGAUCUCACUCCGCCUCCCAAAUGGCGCCACCGCGUGGCGAUCCAAACCCUAACCCUCUCCUGCUCGUCGCCGUACUCCUGCUGAUCCCGGCUACGGCGGCGGCGGCGGCGGCCUACUCGGAUCACUGCCACGGCCUCCCCUCCGCGCCGGACCUCGCCGGCGGCGGCGGCGGGGGAGGCGCUGACCCGGCCCCGGUGCUCCGCUCCCUCCAGCUCCCCACCGGAUACUUCUCCGGCGGCGGGACGCGGCUCUUCGGCCCCGACGCCUCCCCCCCGCCCCGCUCCUUCUCGUUCCUCCCUUCCUCCGUCGUGCGCACGACCGACGCCUCCCUCCUCCACGUCUCCGCCAUGCUCACCAUGUCAGGCGGCCGCAGGAGGCCGCCAUUCGGGGGGCGCCACCGCCUCUUCGAGUACGACAGCCAGGCGCCACGGUUCCGGCCCCGCCUCCCGCGCUUCGUCGGCCGCCGGGGCUCCAUCACGUUCGGCCUGGAAGGGUACUACUCGUCGGCCUCGGGGGAGCUCUGCAUGGUCGGAACAGGCUCCGGCCGCACCGCCGACGGCACGGCGGUGAACCUCUUCUCUGCCGUGCUCCGCGUCCGCUACCCCGGCCGCGCCAACCUGACGCGCCCCUUCGUCACCGGCAGCCUCGAGAGCACCGACUCCCCCGGCUUCUUCGAGCCAGUUUCUCUCGUCGCUUACGCCGAGGAGGGCUACUCGUACGCGGAGAGCGCCUCCUGCCCGCCGUCGCCCACCGGUAGGCUCGACGCCCUCCAGCUGUUCGAAGGUAGGAAGUUCUCAUGUGCCCACCUCAGUUCGCUCUUCAAGGCGCCAUUCAGGUUGGAUUACAGCAAUGGCAGCGAGUCAACCGCUUCCUCCCUGGGGAUUCACCAGACGUUCAUGUUUAUCAACCGGAUGCGAUGCGCCGAUGAUGGCGCCGUGCGAGCAUAUGUGGUGUUUUCGAACCAGAAAGAUGCAUCAUCAUACUACUUUAUGCUUGGUGAGAAGGCCAUGGUUGUGGAGGGUUUCUGGGACGAGAAGAGGAGUAGACUGUGUCUGAAAGGAUGUUACGUUGUGAAUUCGGGACCCUCCCGUGCGGAUUUGGCGGUUGGCGAGUGUGGGAUAGGGAUGAGCUUCUGGUUCCCAGCAGUGUGGUCACUACAGGAACGGAGCUUUUCUGCAGGGUUGGUAUGGAAUGCGAGCCUGAAGAGUGGUGAGGCCAUAGCUGCAAGCUCCAGUACAAUACCUCCAUACUUUAGGGGCAGUCUUUUGGGUCUGAAGUAUAACUACACCAAGGUUGAUGAGGCAAGGAAGUAUUAUGAGAACUAUGGUUUGAACAAGAAGAGAAAGGGUAAGUUCCCUGAUAGCAAUUCAUAUCGGGACUUAACAUUCAGGUUCUUCUUGCAGAAAGGAGGGGGUUCUGGAUAUGCGUCACCAGUCACAAUUGGGUCAAUGUUAUAUGAUGGGAAUUCGUUGGUUUCUCCAGACCAUUUCUUAGAUAAAAUGACGGAGACAAAUCAAAGGUUGCUUAAUGUCAGCUAUGACAUUCACUAUGUUGGGAAUUGGUCGUUAGAAACAUUUCGUCGUCAGCAUAUCUCGGCAGAGGGUGUUUAUGAUGCUAAGACAGGCUCCUUGUGUAUGAUUGCUUGUCGGGUGGUUAAUAUCUCGUCGGACUGUGAAAUUCUUGUAACUGCUCAGUUUUCCUCUUUGGAUGCAAAAGUAGCACAGCACGUGAAGGGAACAAUUAGAAGCUUGAGGAAGAAGACUGACCCUCUUUUCUUUGAACCUCUGGACAUUGCUUCGUAUGGGUUGUACAUUGACCAAGUGGAUGAGUCGAUAUGGAGAAUGGACUUGGAAAGCACCAUGGCACUGAUCUCAAUGACACUAUCCUGUUUGUUCAUUGUUGUGCAGCUGUUUCAUGUCAAGAAGGUUCCUGAAGCGCUUCCUGCAAUGUCAAUCACCAUGCUUGUAGUUCUCUCUUUGGGUUACAUGAUACCUCUUGUACUGAACUUUGAGGCCCUCUUCAAGAACAGCAACAAACAGACUGUUCCACUUUCAGGUGGUGGUUGGCUUGAGGUUAAUGAAGUUAUGGUGCGAAUCGUUACUAUGGUAACCUUUCUGCUUCAGUUACGGCUUCUUCAGUUAGCAUGGUCUGCACGUUCUGCAGAUGUUAGCAAAGAUCAGUCAUGGGCUGCUGAGAAGAAAGUGAUCUGGAUAUGCUUGCCGUUGUACAUUAUAGGUGCAGUUGUAACUUGGGCUGUUCACAUGAGAUCUAACAGCAACCGAAGGAUGCUUAGAAAAAUUGCUCGCUUACCCCGGGUUAAUAGACAUGCAUUCUGGGAGGACCUUGUGUCAUAUGGGGGAUUAAUACUUGAUGGGUUCUUGCUCCCUCAGAUUAUCUUGAAUGCAUGCUCAGGCUCCAAAGUAAAAGCACUGUCCACAGGAUUUUACAUUGGAAGCACCUUAAUUCGUGCACUACCUCAUGUAUAUGAUGUGUUCAGGGCUAAUCAUUUUGUGCCCAGCUUGAGACCAACUUACAGGUAUGCAAACCCUCAUGAUGAUCUCUUCAGCCUCGCAUGGGACAUUGCCAUACCAUGUGGAGCAAUACUGUUGUCGGUUCUUCUGUACUUUCAGCAGCGUCUUGGAGGUGCUUUCUUCCUUUGUUCGAAGAACAGGAAGUCAAGUGAAUAUGAAAUGGUUUCAACAGUCAGCUCCUAAGUAUUUAACAAGUUUUACAUCCGUGCAAGAGAAAUGAAAUGGUUUCAACAGUCAGCUCUCAAGUCUUUAACAAGUUUUACAUCCGUGCAAGAGAAAUGUAGAGAAGGAUUACAUAGGCUAAGAAAUAGGUGCUUCGUAUCAUGGUCAAUGUUUGCUUUUACAUACUUGCCUGGUUGAAGCAAAUUUACAUAUGAAAGAAGAUAAUUCUGGUUGGGCAUUCAGCGAUAAUGUUAAAUGUGCUCAAUUCCUUUCUCUGCAUUUACAAUUACACUUGUCAUUAUUGUGGCAUUCAGAGGAAGACGGGGUGAAUCUGUCCCAUGAGAGCUUCAUCUACUCAUCUGCGUGAAGUUAUGGCUGGAUAGUGAUUUUUGGGUAGUCAUUGCAUAUCUUAUUCAGUUGCCCGGGUUGGUACGAUUCACGGGCCAUGUGAUGCAUAUUCAAUUCGGUGUUUCACUGCUCACCAAGUGACCAUUGAUUUAUUUGCCGUUGCCUGUACGUUGCAAAUUUGUAAUGCGGUACUGAGUAUAAAUAUAAGUGUUGAAAGCAACAACGUUUGUUAGAACCUAGAAGCUUGAAAGUACUUUACGCUCGC